GGUUUCUAAAAGAUUGUAAGGAUGGGGAGAGUUAUCAUCUCUGUUCUCACAGCUUCUCAUCUCUUCUUCCUCUUCUCACUUCCAUUGUUCCUUGAAGCCACCAUUUCCAUGUCCUCACCUGUAGAAAAUAAGAGAGCUGCAUUAGAAAUCAUAAUAGGAUUUAAUCCUCCCCCUGGCUCCGCCCCUGAACCCACAUGUCCUCCUCCUCUUCCUCCCCCUCCAGAAUGCCCUCCUCCUCCUCCGCCACCAAAACCGUCUCCAUCACUGCCUCCCCCGCCACCAAAACUGUCUCCAUCACCCCCUCGUCCGCCACCAAAACGGCCUCCAUCACCUAGUUUUGGAAUCCCAUUUGAAACAUCAGAACUACGCAGGAUAGAGAGAGUGAUCCAAAGAUUCAGAAGAACAAUAAUCCAUGACCCAAACGGCAUUACCAAAACCUGGACGGGCAAGGAUCAGCUCUGCAAAAACUCAUCCGCAUACAAAGGAUUCAUUUGUUACACAACAAGAAAAGAUAACAGGCGUGCAGUUGGUGGCAUAGACUUCAACGGUCAAGACCUUGGCAACAGCACUAACCCUCUGUCCCUGCAAAACUAUGUCGAAGAGUUCAAGGACUUGGUGGUUAUCCAUGUCAACUCCAACUACUUCACAGGCACCAUUCCUCCUGGAAUCUCAGUCUCCAAUCUCCCCACUCUCUUCGAGCUCGACGUCAGCAACAACAAGCUCUCCGGGCCAUUCCCAAAAACCGUUCUUGCAGCUACAAACUUAACAUAUUUAGACCUCCGCUUCAACUUCUUCCAUGCCCAACUCCCCCCUCAAGUCUUCACACUAGACCUCGACGCGCUGUUCCUCAACAACAAUGGAUUCUCCGGCCCCUUACCCGACAACCUCGGGAGCACCCCUGUCUUCUUCCUAACCUUAGCAAACAACUACUUCACUGGCCCAAUCCCCAGAAGCAUUGGUCACGCUUCAAAGUACCUCCUUGAAGUUCUGUUCCUCAACAAUUCCUUGUCCGGCUGUCUCCCCUGGGAAAUCGGGAAGCUCAAAAACGCAACCGUCUUCGACGCCAGCAAAAACCAGAUAACAGGCCCCAUCCCACACUCAUUCGGCUGCCUCAAGAAACUCCAGAUCCUCAACCUGAGCACCAACAAGAUGUACGGCACUAUCCCGGAAUCGCUGUGCGCGCUGGGAGACCUGGAGGAACUGAGCCUGGGAUCAAACUAUUUCACCCAGGUGGGAGAACAAUGCAGGAAGCUGAUCGCCAGGAAAAUUCUGGACGUGAAGAAUAACUGCAUUUUGGGUCUGUCUAACCAGAGAUCCCCGCAAGAGUGCUCGGAUUUCUUCUCCAAACACAUGCAGCGUUGCAGUGACGAGAAAACCAUGCUGUCGCACCUGCCUCCUGGCUGUCGUAUUGAUCUCUAUACCUCUCAGAAACACAAACGCCAUAGCUCACAAAAUCGCAAGAAGAAGACAGCAAAAACUACUUAUGCUGCACUCAAGGUGCAUGGACCAUGAUGCUCAAUUCCUUAAUUUGUGUUUAUUAUAUAUAAUAUAUAUAAUGGACCUGGCCGGGGUUAGUUUUAACUAUGUGUAUUGCAUAUAUAUAUAUAUAUAUAUAUAUAUAUAUAUAUAUUGCUUCAUUUUACGGUUUGAUCUACGAGCUGAUGAGCAUGCAUUUGAUGUAAACUAGGAUUUCAAUUGAAGAAGGAAUAAAGUAAAGUAAUUGUCUUUG
Messenger RNA from Ipomoea triloba (trilobed morning glory), 1729 nucleotides. RefSeq lists its product as uncharacterized. Bases 22 to 1512 code for a protein of 496 amino acids. NCBI's taxonomy places the organism in Eukaryota, Viridiplantae, Streptophyta, Magnoliopsida, Solanales, Convolvulaceae. Gene Ontology annotation, molecular function: protein binding. The record is from RefSeq and is a predicted model, not a curated record. The transcript has a single exon.